CUUUUCCGCAUCGCGCAGCCGCCCAAGACUCCACUGCCAAGGCCGGGGCCAGGAGACACUUCCGGUCGGCCUGGCCCUGCCCGACGGCAACGGGCAGCUGCGCCGCAGCGUCGCCGCUCGGCACCGACCACGGCGCACUCUGGAGCUGUGGUCUGCCCGCAGUCCCCUCUUAGAGUUCACCAGGCGCGUGAGAUUCGGGCAGGUCCACGCCGCGACGGCGCUGGCGGCCUUGAGCCCGCAGACCUGCCCGAACGUGCCCGAGAGCAGGGAAGAGCACCUGUCGGAGGAGCACGACGAGGGCGAAUGCGAGCUCCUCGGUCUCGACUCGCCCAUUGAACGCAAGCAACUUCAGCGGAUGCUGCUCUAGACCAGCCAGACGAGCGGGUCGGCGACCCGCAGACGCGAGCGGGAUCGGGAGGACUUCCCCCAUGCCUCGACGGCCUCCAGGGGCUGCUGCUGGGGCGAGAAGAGGGGCGGCCGUGCAAGAAGGCAGGGGACCUCUCAGAAGGGCGCUAGGGGCUUCCGAGAAGGCCUCUGAGAGGCCCAGAGGGUUUCUUAAAAGGAACCCUCUGUGCCUUCGUAAAGGCCGAAUCCCUCUUGCGGCCUC
This is a messenger RNA of Prorocentrum cordatum, 607 nucleotides long. NCBI's taxonomy places the organism in Eukaryota, Dinophyceae, Prorocentrales, Prorocentraceae. The record is from the annotation of a GenBank genome assembly.